AUGAGCUCAGCUAGCGUCCUUGAGGACUACCUAGUAGAUGGGAAUGAAAUGGAGUCCGUCAUUUCACGUGAGCAGCUUAGGACUUUCUUGCCAGCUGAAGUGGACGACGACAUGUUGGAUGCCUUGUAUCUGGAGUUGGUAGACACCAGACAAGGAGUGUUAAGGCAGAUAUCUGAGAACAUUAGACAAAACUUUGAUGCUUCAAAAGCAUCCAAUUCUCUUAGUACCUCGGCUAUUGCUAGAGAAACAGUCGCUACCGUGGUCUCCAAUCUAGAGAGAGCAAAGAAUGUAGUUGAGGCUCAAGUCUCUUAUAUCCAAGAUGGAAUCGAUAGUGAAUUGUCCAUGCUUCGUCAAUUGGCAAGCGACAUUGGUGAUAAUUCUGUUGAUUUGAGUAAGGAUAAAAAGUUCUAUCAAUCUAUAAUCGACUUAGAGCAUUUUCUUGAUGAUACUAAAAAUAAUACAUGA
Messenger RNA from Lizanozyma spartinae, 465 nucleotides. RefSeq lists its product as uncharacterized. The coding region runs from base 1 to 465 and encodes 154 amino acids. The transcript has a single exon. Gene Ontology annotation, cellular component: kinetochore. The record is from RefSeq and is a predicted model, not a curated record. NCBI's taxonomy places the organism in Eukaryota, Fungi, Ascomycota, Pichiomycetes, Serinales, Debaryomycetaceae.